AUGAGCUCGGACAAAACAAAUAUCCUCAAGAAAUACAAGAUUGUCUUUUUAGGAGAUCAAAGUGUUGGUAAAACCUCUCUUAUUACGAGGUUUAUGUACGAUACAUUUGACGAGACAUAUGCAACUACAAUAGGGAUUGACUUUUUAAGUAAAACCAUGUACCUUGAAGAAGGGAAGACUGUGAGAUUACAAUUAUGGGAUACAGCAGGACAAGAAAGAUUUCGAUCGUUGAUUCCUUCAUACAUUCGUGACUCGCAUGUAGCGGUAAUAUGUUACGAUAUAACAAACAAAAAGUCAUUUUUAAAUCUCGAUAAGUGGAUCAAGGAUGUUAAAGUGGAAAGAGGCGAUGAUGUGGUGAUUGUGCUAGUGGGCAACAAGCUGGAUCUAGCUAGUACCAAACGGCAAGUGAGCGUCGAAGAAGUGGAGCAAUUGCAUAAUAAGAUUGGGUCUAAAUUUUUCAUAGAGACGUCAACAAAAGCUAAUCACAAUGUCAAGCUAUUAUUUAAGAAAAUUGCCCAAUCUUUGCCUGACUUUAACAAUGAUGAAAAUGACGAGAAUAGGGAACCGGCUAAUGCAGAUAAACCAGAAACUAUAAACAUUACGAUUGAGAAUGACGAUAAAAAUCAAGGUACGAGCUCGUGUUGCUAG
Messenger RNA from Lodderomyces parapsilosis, 648 nucleotides. RefSeq names its product Rab family GTPase. The transcript has a single exon. The coding region runs from base 1 to 648 and encodes 215 amino acids. Gene Ontology annotation, molecular function: GTP binding; GTPase activity. The record is from RefSeq and is a predicted model, not a curated record. NCBI's taxonomy places the organism in Eukaryota, Fungi, Ascomycota, Pichiomycetes, Serinales, Debaryomycetaceae.